This is a messenger RNA of Dendroctonus ponderosae (mountain pine beetle), 1314 nucleotides long. Its product is annotated as DDRGK domain-containing protein 1. The record is from RefSeq and is a predicted model, not a curated record. Bases 182 to 1033 code for a protein of 283 amino acids. The transcript has 5 exons. NCBI's taxonomy places the organism in Eukaryota, Metazoa, Arthropoda, Insecta, Coleoptera, Curculionidae.
AUGUUAUGUGGUCAACAGCUGGUUACACAUUCCAAGACUGACAGCUGACCGCCAGUCUAAAUAAUAAUACUAAGGCUUGUUCUAUGUCUGAAUCUAAAUAUCUGUUUCAUUUGCAAACAGAUUGUUAAAGAAUUUACAAUUUGAUAAUAUAUAUCUAGUAUAUACACCAAAUUCUGUAAUAAUGCCUGAUCUUUUAGAAACAAUAUGUUUUUUCAUCGAAACAAAUUUGGCAUAUUCACUUACUGCUUUCUCGGUUUUGGUACUUUUACUAAUAAUAUUUUUUGGUUCUGGAGAUGCCAAUGAUGAACCAGUUAACAGGCCUGCCCAGGUUAUUGCUGCUGUGCCAAGAAGACGAGCUCCACAUAGACGUUUCAGGCCACAAGUUCAAGAUCUAAACGAACCUCCAAGUGAAGACGAAGCAGAAGUUCAGGAAAUAGAGCUACCUGAUGGGAAAAUUGGCGCAAAGAAGAGAGCUAAGCUGGAAGCAAAGGCUGAAAAAAAAGCGGCGCGUGAAGUUGAAGAGAAAUCCAGAUUAGAAAGGCAAAAGAAACUCGAGCUAGAAGAACUAGAAAGAGCAAAGCAAAAGGAAAAAGAAGAGGCUGAAGAGAAAGCAAAGGAGGAGGAAGAAAAGAGAGCCAAAGAAGAAAAGGAAAGGAAGGAACAGGAAGAAUAUCUAAAAAUGAAGGAAGCUUUCCAAGUAGAAGAAGAGGGAUACGAAGAAGGUGAUCAAGAGGAUUCCCAAAACUUGCUCCAGGAAUUUGUUAACCACAUAAAAGAUAACAAAGUAAUUAUAAUUGAAGAUCUGGCAGCACGUUUCAAACUGAAAACCCAAGCCUGUCUUGACCGUAUCAAGGAUCUACAGAAUGAUGAUAUUCUGACCGGAGUUAUAGACGAUCGCGGAAAAUUUAUUUACGUCUCUAAAAGCGAAAUGGACGCUGUUGCCAAAUUUAUUAGACAACGGGGCAGAGUUUCUAUUGCCGAGUUAGCUGAGAGUAGCAAUCAACUAAUUAAUUUGAUUCCUGUAACCCAGUAGCGAAACAAUUUGAUUGAUUAGAAUUUAGACAUUUAACAUUUGAAAUAAGUAAUUAAUCAUGUAAGUUUUCCUUUCGACAUAAACAAUGUUCCUGGGGUUUAGUCAUUUAUUUAGAUUAUCAUAAUUUAGUCAUUAAAUAAAAACGUUUCGGUGUUUUCCCACCGAAACCGAAAAUUAAUCAGUUUGUUCGUGUAGACACAAAACAACUGGAUCGAUGGUAAUGAUAAACAAUAUCUUCGCGGAAUAGAACUUAUUUGCAUAAUAAAAUAGCGCGUAGUCAA